GUCCCGGCAAGGAGUCGGCGCCACCAGCAGCUGCACCGUCGGUUGCAGCACUGGAAGAUGCGGCACCUGAAGCCCGGGAGUCAAAGGCCGAAGCUACCAUGGAAUCCAAGCCAGCGCCACAGGUUUCUGUUGCCGCUGCAGCGGUCGUGGAGACAGCGGACUGA
This is a messenger RNA of Symbiodinium pilosum, 164 nucleotides long. NCBI's taxonomy places the organism in Eukaryota, Dinophyceae, Suessiales, Symbiodiniaceae. The record is from the annotation of a GenBank genome assembly.